AUGUCCGUUACCGUUGUGACCAAUGUCACUGAGCGUGACGAGUGUGUCACUAGGGUAUCGGAGCCGUCGUCACUUGACUUGGAUGUCUCGUCCGUCGUGAAGGUCCCAGGCACCGAACUUGCUGAUGUGCUGAGAAGCCCUGUCACAGAAAGUGAAAAACUUUCAGUUUUCUUAUUUGAAGAUUGA
Messenger RNA from Penicillium cosmopolitanum, 186 nucleotides. RefSeq lists its product as uncharacterized. Lineage: Eukaryota; Fungi; Ascomycota; Eurotiomycetes; Eurotiales; Aspergillaceae. The record is from RefSeq and is a predicted model, not a curated record. The transcript is spliced from 2 exons. The coding region runs from base 1 to 186 and encodes 61 amino acids.